AUGGACAACCACACGGAGACUGUGCAGCACAUAUCUGCUCGCCUGAAAGACCUUUACUCACGUAAAGAACAAUACAGGAUAUUUCAUGGCUCGACCAAUUCGACAAGAAGCUAUUCGAUCGAUCGCAAUAGAAUGAUCGACACCAGUUCUUUGAACCGCGUUCUCAGUGUGGAUAAGGCAACGAAGACAGCAUCGGUAGAGCCAAACGUUCCGAUGGACCAGCUCGUUGAAGCAACUCUACCGUUCGGCUUAGUACCUCCCGUGGUCAUGGAGUUUAAGGGCAUCACUGCUGGAGGAGGCUUCAGUGGUACUGGUGGUGAGAGUUCGAGUUUCAAGCACGGCUCUUUCGAUUGCACAGUCAAUUGGAUUGAGAUCGUGCUAGCCGAUGGAGAGGUCGUAAAGGCUUCUCCGGAGAAGAGAUCAGACCUAUUCUAUGGAGCUACCAGCUCAUUGGGUACAUUGGGAGUCACCACUUUGAUGGAGAUUCAGCUUGUCGAUGCUGCGAGAUACGUCGAGACCACAUACACUCCUUGCCACUCGUUGGAUGAAACAUUGGAAAAGGUGAAGUCCGCCAGUAAGGAUACCGAGAACGACUACGUGGACGGAUUUCUCGUAUCUCUGCGUAGGGGUAUCGUCGUGACCGGCCGCUUGACUUCUUCUAUAUCUCGAGAAACACGCAUCCAGAGAUUCCAAGGUGCUCGCGAUCCUUGGUUCUACAUACAUGCAGACCGAACGACACAAAGAGCCCAAGGAUCAGUCACGGAAGCUGUGCCUCUUGCCGACUAUCUGUUCCGCUACGAUCGAGGCGCAUUUUGGAUGGGAAAGUACGCCUUCAACUACUUUAUGGUACCAUUCAACCGUGUGACUCGCUGGGCAUUGGAUGACUUUAUGCAAACAAGCACGAUGUACCAUGCCUUACAUGCGAGUGGGCAUAUGCAGCAAUAUAUCAUCCAGGAUUUGGGCAUACCUGCUGCCAAUGUGAAGGACUUUAUCGUUGAAGUCGAUAGAGCGUUCGGCUUCUACCCUUUGUGGCUAUGUCCCAUGAAGCCAUGGACACAACAGUCUUCUUUUCACCCACACGGUAUUCACACCGAUCUUGUCAUUAAUGUUGGUGUCUGGGGACCAAACGGAGCCAGCACACCAAAGGAAGUCGUACAGCGGAAUCGCACACUCGAGAAACUUGUGCGACAGAGUGGAGGUAGGAAAUGGCUGUAUGCACAGGCAUUCUACACGGAGUCGGAGUUCUCGGACAUCUACGACGAGAAGUCUUAUCAGGAGCUGAGAAGCAAGUACAAAGCCGAGCAUCUGCCCAGUGCUUUUGACAAGGCUUGCGUGAUUGGUAAGAGCAAAGGCCAGGGAGUGUCGCAAGGAUGGGGUGACUGGACAGCUCAGAAAGCGUGGAGCGUUUGGCCGAUAUCUGGCGUGUAUGGUGUAUUGCAGACACUGGUCAGCAAAGAAUAUUUGCUUAAAAAGUGA
Molecule: messenger RNA, 1476 nt
Organism: Aureobasidium subglaciale EXF-2481
Lineage: Eukaryota; Fungi; Ascomycota; Dothideomycetes; Dothideales; Saccotheciaceae
Exons: 1
Coding region: 1-1476 (491 amino acids)
Biological process (GO): steroid metabolic process
Cellular component (GO): membrane; cytoplasm
Molecular function (GO): Delta24(24-1) sterol reductase activity; FAD binding
Source: RefSeq, a predicted model, not a curated record